Molecule: messenger RNA, 2258 nt
Organism: Geodia barretti
Lineage: Eukaryota; Metazoa; Porifera; Demospongiae; Tetractinellida; Geodiidae
Source: the annotation of a GenBank genome assembly
GCAGUAGAUUUGUCAUGUGACCUUUGACCGUGAGGCGCAAACAAGUGCCAGGCAAAGCAGUGACAAUGGCGGAGAAGGGACCGCUGAUCGAGCAGGACGAUGGGCACUACAGCGAGGAAGAGGCUCUGGUAUACAUCUCGGACGAGAAGCAUCCCUCUGGGGCCACCAGGAAGGCUGAAGUUCGCCGCGAGAGACGACUAUGUUACUGUGUGGUGGGAGUGAUGGCCGGGAGCGUUGCUCUAGGGGUGGUUGUCGCCAUUUCGCUCUUUUUCACAUUCCACGAAGGCUAUUUCAACCAAGACCAGGACAACAGUGUCAACGACUCGCCAGUCACACUAAAGACGUCUCUAACAGUAAACACCAGUGAACUGGACCACUCUGGGGAGUGGGUGCUGGUUAAGUGGGUCAACGUCCCAGACCCCAAUAUCUCAGACUGGGUCGGUCUCUAUUCCGUUCCGGGGAACUUCAAGGAGAAUGGGAUCAACGUGACGGCAAAAGCACCAGUCAAAUUUCAGUAUGCCGACUACAGUCAGACCCACAUGACCAAAGGCGAAGGCUCCAUUCAGUUCAGACUGGUCAACAUCAGACAGCCUCUGGUCUUUGGCCUCUUCAGAGGAGGAUUGGACACUCACCUGGAGACGGCUCAGUUCAGCCAGGCCACCACACUGGCUCUCAGUGACACCGUCAGUUUCAAGAACUGGAACGAACCGCUGCAAGUUCAUCUGGCCCUCACCAACGACCCAACAGAGAUGAUAGUGUCUUGGGUGACAAAUAGUUCGAGCAAUCCGGAAGUAAACUGGGGAACUGAAAGUGGAAACCUCACAAACACGCUAAAGGCGAACUCCUCCAGCUACAGUGCCAGUGACAUGUGUGGCUCUCCAGCCAUUGACUUUGGCUACAGAGACCCAGGUCUCCUGCACAAGGCCAAGCUGAGCGGCCUCCAGCCUGGCCUCACCUACUACUACACCUGUGGAGACCAGCAGUUUGGCUGGAGCCAAGAGUUCAGCUUCAGAGCUGCCACUCCGGCAAACGCCAGUGCCACUACCAGAGUUGUCGUUUAUGGAGAUAUGGGGAACGGUCACGUUGAUGGGACGUGGCAAGUGAUAAGGGAGCAGCCCGGUGCAGUUAAUACCUCCAGGAUGCUAAGGGGACUUGUCAAUCAAACUGACGUGGUCUUCCACAUUGGAGACAUCAGCUACGCCAGAGGCUUCGCUAAUGUGUGGGACGAAUUCUUUGAUGAGGUUCAGGCAGUGUGUGGCAACGUCCCCUACAUGGUCUGCAUUGGAAACCACGAACGCAACUGGAAUGAGCCAACGUCUUACUGGAAGAGUCCAGAUUCAAUGGGGGAAUGUGGUGUUCCGUACGAAAGGAGGUUUCCUAUGCCCCGCCCUGCUCUAGACCAACCAUGGUACAAUAUUGACUAUGGGAGUGUCCACUACCUCGUUAUGAGCACGGAACACAAUUUCACGAAAGGGCUCCAUUCAGUACCAGUAUCUGGAGAAUGACCUUCAGAACGUCGACAGAUCACUAACUCCGUGGCUUGUUGUCAUUGGACACAGACCGAUGUACUGCUAUUCCAACAAUGACACUGGUUUCUACGCUGGAAUCCAGCCUGUGGCCAAGUUACUGAGGGACAAUAUCGAGGAUCUUUUCAUGGAGUACCAGGUGGACCUAGCUCUGUGGGGUCACGAGCACGCCUACCAGAGGACCUGCGCAGUGUACAAGGAGGAGUGUGUUGAAUCGGGGAAUGCCACCGUCCACGUCAUCGUGGGGAUGGGUGGACAGAAACACUCCACUAGCUAUCCGUGAGUCAAAAUAUGUCCUUCUAAAACCAAUGUAUUGUUGCUUUUCAACAGGCCUACAAAGCCAUCAUGGUUGGACCACUUUGACGAUAAGUACUACGGAGUAUCAAGACUAACGGCAAACUCAACUGAUCUUGUGUUGGAGUACCUCGCCAGUGAAGACGGCGUACCGAAAAUCAACGAUGUCGUAACCCUGACCCACGAGACUUGAAUGAUACUGCUGUUAGAAAGACCAACCUUAGAUCAUUGGCUGCUCCAUGUAUAUACAUGUAUAAGAAGUAUGUAUGUGUGGUUUGUGUUUAUGCAAAAUUGCAGUUGAAUGAAGAACGUUUUCAUGUUUUGUGAAAAACGCAAAGAUAAAGAUAGGGACAAACUGCUAUUUUUGCAAAUGUUUUCCUUUUUUCUCUAUUUUUUACACUCAGUCGCAUUUUCAUGUUUUGAAAUUAACAUAGGACG